This is a messenger RNA of Rhodamnia argentea, 1953 nucleotides long. Its product is annotated as pentatricopeptide repeat-containing protein At1g02370, mitochondrial-like. The transcript is spliced from 2 exons. Lineage: Eukaryota; Viridiplantae; Streptophyta; Magnoliopsida; Myrtales; Myrtaceae. Gene Ontology annotation, cellular component: mitochondrion. Gene Ontology annotation, molecular function: protein binding. The record is from RefSeq and is a predicted model, not a curated record. The coding region runs from base 495 to 1709 and encodes 404 amino acids.
AUAAAUAAGCACCUCUCACGAUUUCCUCCCUCCGUCGAAGUCUGAGCAUUGAUGGUAUUGCGGGUUAGUUUGGUCUCUUUAGUCGUUAUGAUGUUGGUGAAAGUGAAAGCUUCUGAUGUAGAUAGACGUAUCGAGCGAUGUCCGAUGCUCCGUAUCUGUUUUGAGUGAUAAUGUAUACAUGCCGUUCGUUUUUUUGGCCAAUAGUUCAGUCAAUGUUCAUCAUGUUGCCCUUGAUCAGCGGUUCAUCAGGGGUUGAUAGAAUUCUUGGCUUCUCAGCGAAGUCUUUAAAAAAUGGCAGACAAAGAGCGAGCGAGCGAGAGUGGGAUGUAGGAGGAAAAAACCGAAUGAUAAGUUCGAGAGAAGAGAUGAAACUGUUUAGGGAUUUUCUCGUUGCAUCGGAGUGUUGUGCUUGAAUAAUUACGACUGCCUCAACAGUGCUGUCAAAGCUUUUAACUGAGUGAGCGAACCAGACAUCCAGACGAUUGCUCUAGGUAAUGCAAUGGAUGGAGAAAAGAAAUAUCAAUUUCGCAUAUGCAGAUCAUGCGCUAAACUUGGACCUGAUAUCAAAGGUCAAAGGGAUAGAUGCAGCUGAGAGUUAUUUUAAUAGCCUCCCUGAAUCAGCCAAAAAUUUAGUUACGUAUGGAACUCUUUUAAACUGCUACUGUAAGGAAGCUAAUGAAGACAAGGCAUUGGCCCUCUUCAAGAAAAUGGAUGAACUGAACUUCUCCACUAGGUUGGCUUUCGGCAAUCUUAUGACAUUGUACUUGAGAUUGGGCAAGCCUGAGAUGGUCCCUUCCCUUGUAGCAAAAAUGAAGGAGAAAAAAAUUUCCUUGGACAAUUUUGCCUACAUAAUCUGGAUGCAGAGUUAUGCGAGUUUAGAUGAUAUUGAGGGAGUAGAAAUGGUGUGGCAAGAGAUGUUGAAUGAUUCAAGUCAGGGUGACGAUUGGACCGUGUAUAGCAACCUAGCCUCGAUCUAUGUCAAUGCCGGACUAUUUGAGAAAGCUGAGUCCGCUCUGAGGAAUCUGGAAACUUUUAUGAAACCCCAAAACUGUGAGCCGUACCAUUUUCUGAUCAGCCUGUAUGCAGGCACUUCUAAUCUGAAGGAGGUGAAUCGGGUUUGGGAGUCCUUAAAGGAGGUUUUUAAAACGCCGACCAACUUCAGCUAUCUUAUCAUGCUUCAGGCGCUUUGUAGACUAAAGGAUGUAGAGGGUUUACUAAAAUGUUUCAACGAGUGGGAGUCUGGUUGCCGCAGUUACGAUCAAAGGUUAGCAAAAGUCGCGGUAAGUGCAUGCCUAGAGCGCGACAUGCUAGAAGAGGCAUCAAGAAUAUUCGAUGAGGCCAUUAGGAGGGGCAAUAGACCAUUUUUCAAGGGCAGGGAGGUAUUUAUGCUCUACUUCUUGAAAAAAGGUGAGGUAGAUUUGGCUAUGGAGCACUUGGCUGCAGUUAUUGCUGGAGCAGAAGGUGAAAAGUGGCAUCCUGAUGCAGUUAUCAUGAAUGCAUUCCUGAAGCACUUCGAGGAAACUAAAGACACUGACUCCGCCGAAAAGUUCUGCGUGCUUUUGAAGAAUGAAGUGGGUGUCAAGGUGUUGCUGAAAACUUAUAUAGCAGCUGGCAGAACAGCUCCAGAGAUUCGUAAAAUGCUGGAAAGAGAUGACAUAACAAUGGAUGACGAGCUAUAUAAUUUGUGUGAAAAGGUGUGUGCCUCAUGACUACAGCGCCAGGAGCAUUAGGGUAGGCAUGGGUUAGUUUGGCGUACACAAUCAGACAAUCGUUGCCCAAUUCGCAGUGCACUAGUGCUCUUAGUCGUCGCUGGCAUUCAUUUGCUGUAUGCAUGGCCUGGAACAUUAGCUGAGAUCUUCUGUUGAUUCGGCACUGGGAUGUAUGCCCUACCACUCAUCGGCACUCACUCUGUUAGUAGAGAGCAAUUUGAUGUGAAAGUAUCUUUCAAAUUGG